Lathyrus sativus (Indian pea) is the source of this 324-nucleotide messenger RNA. The record is from the annotation of a GenBank genome assembly. NCBI's taxonomy places the organism in Eukaryota, Viridiplantae, Streptophyta, Magnoliopsida, Fabales, Fabaceae.
AUGACUGUGACCCCUGAUUCUAAAUGCUCUUGGAUUUUGAGGAAGAUUCUGAACCAAAGAACAGUGGUAGAGGCUAGCAGAACUGUAGCAGUGAUGUUGCAUAAGGAAUGUUUCAGUCUGAGGCAAUGCUACAAAAGCCUAAUGAAGCAGUCCCCUAAAGUAGAAUGGAGGAGAUUAAUGUAUGAGAACAAAGCUAGGCCAAGGGCUAUUAUCAUAUUGUGGUUAUCUUGCCUGGACAUAUUAACCACAAAAGCUAGGUUAGUUAAACAUGGUAUGUUGAGUAGUGCAAAAUGUGAGUUAUGUGAUAAAGAUGAAACAAUGUAG